AUGUCGGCCGCCACACACGCUCCGCCACAACCGCCGGUCGUCAUCGACGAAGCGGGUAGGCAGGUGCCUCACGCGCAGCAGCGCCCUAGGAAGACUUCCAUUCAGGGCCCAAGCGGGACUUGGAAUCUUGGGAAGACGAUUGGCGCGGGUAGUAUGGGCAAGGUCAAGCUAGCGAGGAGGGCCGACGGGUCGGAACAGGUUGCCGUCAAGAUCGUACCUCGGCAGCUUAUUCAGGAACACGGCAUCGACCCCGCUACAGGUCAACCGUAUCCUCCUCGCCAUGACGACAGCAAAGAAAUACGCACCGCGAGGGAGGCGGCCAUCGUCACCCUACUGGACCAUCCGUACAUCUGCGGCAUGCGAGAUGUCAUCAAGACCAACAAUCACUGGUACAUGCUGUGCGAGUACGUCAACGGUGGUCAGAUGCUGGACUACAUCAUCUCUCAUGGCAGACUGAAGGAGAAACAGGCUAGGAAGUUCGGGAGGCAGAUUGCAAGCGCACUGGAUUAUUGUCACAGAAACUCGAUCGUCCAUCGGGAUCUGAAGAUCGAGAACAUCCUCAUCUCCAAGACCGGUGAUAUCAAAAUCAUCGACUUUGGCCUCUCCAAUCUGUUCUCGCCCCGUUCACACCUCCGGACAUUCUGCGGAUCUCUGUAUUUCGCGGCACCGGAGUUAUUGCAGGCGAAGCAAUACAUCGGACCGGAGGUUGAUGUUUGGAGUUUUGGCAUCGUGCUGUACGUGUUGGUUUGCGGAAAGGUGCCCUUCGACGACCAGAACAUGCCUGCGCUUCACGCAAAGAUCAAGCGCGGAAUGGUGGACUACCCGCAAUGGCUCUCGAAUGAUUGCAGGCAUCUGCUCUCCCGAAUGCUUGUGACGGAUCCCCGGCAACGUGCAACCCUUCAAGAGAUCAUGACGCAUCCCUGGCUCAUGAAGGGCUAUUCCGUUCCACCGGAGAACUGUCUGCCGGCCCGGGAGCCACUCACUCUCCCGCUUGACCCUCUGGUCAUUAGCGGCAUGACCGGAUUCGAGUUUGGGUCGUCCGAGAUCAUCACGUCCCAGCUGACAAAGAUCGUGUCCUCCGAGGAAUAUCAGAAUGCGGUCAAGCAAGCGCAGCGAGAUGCUCCGCUGGCGUCAUCCUACCAGGAGAGAAAGAAGCCGUUCGCAUUCGACUUCUACAAGCGGCGGUCAUCCACGAGUUCGAAGGACACACUCACGAACCUUAGCACCGAGGUCCUGCCAUACACACAGACGGAUCCGAUCAACGCGUACAAUCCGCUUGUUUCGGUGUACUAUCUCGUCCGCGAGAGACUCGAACGGGAUCGCCAGAAGGCAGCUCCUGGAUCACACGUGACACUUCCGGCUUCAGAGACCGAGAAGGUGCCACACAUGUCGGUACCCAGACAGCCCGAGGCCGCUCACACCAGUGAGACGAGCUACGAGGUGAGGGGCGAGCCGGCCGCUACAUCCGGUAGGACAAGACCUAGAGCUCGGACGCAUGGAGAUGACGAGGUGUCGGAGGCGGUCAAGAAUAUCAAUAUGAACAAUAGCAGUGGUGUCUCGCCUGCGCCUUCUGUAGCUCCCCCAAAAGUGGAGCAGCCAUCUUCAAGAAAGGAUCUCUCGGUUGGGGGCAUGUUACGCCGGUUGAGCACCAGGCGUCAUCAGUCGCAUCAUCGUGGGGAGUCAACGAAGGGGGAUCUAAGCAAGGCAGCCGCACCACCAACCCUCUCACUACAACCUCCAGACCAACCACCUUCCAAUCUACCCAAGACCAGUCUUUCGCUGAGGAGGCAAAAGGAACCGGUUCGCCCAACACACAACGACACAUCUCAGCCUGGCCAGCCCGACCUCUUGACGCCUCCGACCACCGCUGAUGCCGGCGCCAGAAAGACUAAGCCUCUGGGACGUUCUACCAGUGUAUCGGAAGUUGACUGGCGACGGAAGUACAGUCGGCCGAGAGCUUCAAUGGAACCUCCUGGCACCAGUGGCUCGGAGAGAUCGGUGGCGGGAACGGACAACCCCAAAUCUUUCGCGCAACGAGCGAAAUCGGUUGGACAUGCCAAGCGAGACAUGAUGCAAAGCCGCCGCACAAGGAAGGACGACUCGGGGAGCAUGGCUGCCAACCCCGACGAUGUCGCAACGGACGACAAUGCAGAUGUCGCUACUUCCAUGGGCAGUGGAGACCCCAAUGCAUCGGCGACACCGUCAUCGGACUUUGUCAAGCCUGUGUUUCUCAAGGGUCUCUUCAGCGUAUCGACGACUUCCACAAAACCUCCAAUCGAGAUUCGAAAGGAUAUCAUCAGGGUGUUGGAUCAGCUGGGUGUUUCGUACAGGGAGAUCAAGGGCGGCUUCGUUUGCGUCCAUCGGCCCAGUAUCGACCUUAAGAGCGUCGUCGAAGGCAGCUCUGAGACGGAAGCGACCAACAUGGUGUCGACUUCGGCACACCGGCGGAAAAUUUCGUUUGGCAACACUGGCGGCAGCAGUAGUCAGCAGGGCUCGUCGUCAAAACAGACAUCGUCACGACGACAGAGAGCGGAUACCAGCUACACUAACAGUGAUGCAUCGAACGACUCUGUCAACGACGGUGUUCUGGGUGGUUCUUUGAUCCUGCAGUUCGAGAUCUACAUCGUCAAGGUUCCUCUGCUCUCGCUCCACGGGAUCCAGUUCAAGAGUCACAACAAGACCAACACAUGGCAGUACAAGAGUUUAGCGAGUCGGAUUCUGUCAGAGUUGAAGCUGUAG
Tricharina praecox is the source of this 2739-nucleotide messenger RNA. Its product is annotated as kinase-like domain-containing protein. Bases 1 to 2739 code for a protein of 912 amino acids. Gene Ontology annotation, cellular component: cytoplasm. Gene Ontology annotation, molecular function: ATP binding; protein serine/threonine kinase activity; tau-protein kinase activity. The transcript has 3 exons. NCBI's taxonomy places the organism in Eukaryota, Fungi, Ascomycota, Pezizomycetes, Pezizales, Pyronemataceae. The record is from RefSeq and is a predicted model, not a curated record. Gene Ontology annotation, biological process: microtubule cytoskeleton organization; intracellular signal transduction; protein phosphorylation.